Molecule: messenger RNA, 673 nt
Organism: Phanerochaete carnosa HHB-10118-sp
Lineage: Eukaryota; Fungi; Basidiomycota; Agaricomycetes; Polyporales; Phanerochaetaceae
Exons: 4
Coding region: 255-581 (108 amino acids)
Biological process (GO): Golgi organization; Golgi vesicle transport; endocytic recycling
Cellular component (GO): membrane; GARP complex; EARP complex
Source: RefSeq, a predicted model, not a curated record
CGCUAUCCCGACCUCCGUCGUCGCCGUCACCACUCCGACCGAAUUCGCCCACGACGCCGCGUUCUGUUUCCAGUCCUGCCACCGUGUCCGGCAGACGAACCUCGGCACAACAUGCGCAAGGUGCCCCGUUGACGCCAACACCGCCUCCAGGAGGCCCCCCGCAGAAGACGAGGGCAAGAGAUCUCUUGAGGAAGCACUAUGGCUUGGGCGUAGGACCGCCAGCACCGUCAGGCGGGAAAGGCGUGGCAGACCCGAUGGACUUGGAUUCGACCGCAUUUGACGCAAAGGCGUACUAUGAACAGCUCAUUACCACGGCAUCCCUUCCUGCGUUGCUUCGUAAAGAGAACGAGCUGCUUACAGAGAUUCGGGAGUUAGACAGUGAAAGACAGUCGUUGGUGUACAACCACCACCACGAGCUCAUUGCGGCGAGCGAUACGAUAGCAGCGAUGAAAGCUCGCGCCGAGAAUCUCGAUGCCGAGAUGGAUCUUCUGAAGGCUGCUUUCUCUGAGAUCUCACGUCUAUCCGCCGAGGUUGCGAUCGAGCAUGCCAGGGCUGGCGAUGCUGCGUCGACGCCACCUUGAAUUGUGAUCUCGUUCUCCAGUGGCGUUUCGAUGCCAAGCUUCGGUUACAAGUUUAGAAGAUAUGUGGAGUGUGGACAACUGUAACAGAAAAU